Messenger RNA from Bombina bombina (fire-bellied toad), 1353 nucleotides. RefSeq names its product stress associated endoplasmic reticulum protein 1 (gene SERP1). The record is from RefSeq and is a predicted model, not a curated record. Lineage: Eukaryota; Metazoa; Chordata; Amphibia; Anura; Bombinatoridae. The transcript is spliced from 3 exons. Gene Ontology annotation, biological process: endoplasmic reticulum unfolded protein response. Bases 128 to 328 code for a protein of 66 amino acids. Gene Ontology annotation, cellular component: endoplasmic reticulum.
GGCGUGUCCAGUGAAAUUGCCUACGCUGGCAGCUCUGCUAGUCGGUAUUUACUACUCACACCCAGGAGGGUAACGGUCGGUUAAUUUGCCCCUCGUUCUUCCGUAUCGCGCUGUCUGAACCUUAGCCAUGGUAGCUAAACAGAGGAUCCGUAUGGCUAACGAGAAGCACAGCAAGAACAUAACACAGCGAGGCAACGUGGCUAAGACCGCGAGGAGUGUGGGAGAUGAAAAAUCGUCAGUGGGACCUUGGUUACUGGCUCUCUUCAUCUUCGUGGUGUGUGGGUCUGCCAUUUUCCAGAUCAUUCAGAGUAUAAGGAUGGGCAUGUAAAGAGACGGCAACGCCAGACCAUCUUCUGUUCUCCUGUGAAGUAUAAAAUGAACUCUGUUUUGAUCUGUUGACCUGGACAAAAAAAAAGAAAAACGGAUUUCACAUAACUGCCUGUUCCAGAAUAUCAAUUUUAUUAUGACUCGUCAUCUGAUUCAUUCCAGAUUAUUUCACCAAGGUCAUUCCAAGUUUUCUAAUCCAUACCGCAGUGCCUUCAAAAAGCACCAUAUGCAUUUGAGCAAUAAAUGCAGAUUCUCUGCCAUUGUGGAGCUACUUAUUCAGUGAAAUAUCAUUUAAAGUUUUUAUGUGGAACUAAUUUGUAUGCAUUGUAGAUAUGUGUAGUCCAAACAGGUCUUGUGUUGAAUGUUCUACUUUUUUUUAAUGUAUAAAAUUGGUUAAUUUUUUUUUAAUUUAAAAAUCAAAAGCUGGAAUAAUUGGAUUAUUCUUUUAUAUACUGCAAGGAAACAAUUGUACAUAAUUAAACUUUGAUCCUGUCUUUAGGUUCAUUCCCUUUGGGUAGCUUACUUUAACAUAUGGUGCAGCAGAAGCCACUACCUAUUUAGAACUUCGUGCAAAAUCUCCUGUUCUUGUUGCAAGACGAACAAUAGUCACCUGCCCUUACAAUCUACUAAUGGUCAUGCUUAUUUUAGUGAUCAGUUGCACACAGACCCAUGGGAUAGACUGUUCAGUAACCAUCUAUCUUAAGCCAGGUAGUGAGCUAUGGUGUGCUCAGUAAGCUUGGCAAAGCAUAUUGCUGCUUUCAGAUACUGUUGGGGGCUGCCAGUGUUUUGCUAUUUAGGAUUGCCACUGUAUAUUACAUCUGAUUUUUGCAUGCAAACAUCUUCCUGAUCUAAGAUUCCCAAAGUUGCUUACCUCUGGUUAGUCAUUUAUUCUGUUGUGACAAAGCAUAAGGUUUGUGGCAUAGCUUGGAGGAACAGUUACAGUAUUGUAAGAAAAUGUGAUCUACAGCAAACUGGUGUACAUUUGAUGCUUUUUUCAAAGUACAAAUAAAUCGUUCCAAAAAUGCA